UUUAAGUGUGAUGACAAGCAAGAAUUCAGUUUAAUAGCUUAAAGCUAGUAAUAGACAUUAGGAACGAUUUUAUAAAUGUCAGCGGGUUAUAAAACAAUGCCGAUAUGUUUGGAUGACGCGCUCUUCAAAAGCCAGCUCGUCUUCAUCUCAGACUUCACACUAACAAGCACAAGUCAAAAUGUUUGAUGACUUCUUCCAUCAGAUUGAAACAGAACUCGGGCCGCUAAACUCGGACUGGUUUGAGGAGUUGACUGUGCGAGCGUCUGAAGAUGAACGUGAUAACUCCACUGUUGAACAUGAUGCCACGGCACAUCAGGACAAAGGCGUUUUCAGAGCUCCAGCUAAGACGCCAGUCCUGGACAGUCAGAUGUGUUCAACACCCAGAAUAUUUAGGCGGAGGCGGCCACAUUCUCCUGCAUCAGGUCCUGAAGAGUCUCCCUAUUCAGGAAUCCGGAACCUGUUUCCUGUUCCUCCAGGUGCAGAAUCGAGCCCAUGCCUGUUUGGCUUGGCUCCAGACAGCCGGCAGUUUGAAAAAGACUGGGGAUCACGAAAGACAAGUGCAUGCUUAGAUCUACUUGACACACCAACAGGUUUAAAAGCACAAGCCACGUCUGCACAGCGCAUCUCUGAGAGCCUUGGAGCUCAGUUAAAUCCUGAUCUCUCCUGGAGCAGCUCCUUUAACACACCAUCAGCACUGACCCCCACAGUUAUUUUGCCCAAAAGAGAAGACCAGGCUUCACCAGUAAGUUUUCUCAGAGACAAAGAAGUCAUUAUUGUACGAAAUCUGUUUCCAUCGCUCUCAAAAGGCACAGAAUCAACAUCCGCAAAUACAUCCAGUGCGCAACACGCUGACGCGCUAACAGAAAGGAACGUCCAGGCCGAAGGACAAAAAUCAGAUUCAUCGUCUGACAGUACCGAAGGUGUUUGGAGGCAGUCGGUACCGGAUGCGAUAAAGGACGGUGAUGUGCGGAACACAGUGAAGAGUGUUCUUAAUGAUGCUGAUGAUGUGCUGUCCUUCUUCUUUACAACCAGUGGCUCCGCCCUGCGAAGGGUUAAAACCAAGGAAAGAAAAAAGAGAGCGAACGGUGUUUCUAAGGACAUCAAGUCACAUCCUUUGCCAGUAGAUCACACUACUGAGUGUACAUCAGCAUCUGCUGCAAGUUUAAGGUCCCCUUUGUUUUCAAGUCAGGUUAUUAUUAAUAAUAAUAAUAAUAAUAAUAAUAAGGAUUUCACACAAUGGACUCCGCUGAGUUUAUCUGAUGUCAAAGAUCCCAAGACAAACCAAGUGUGCAUCUCUGAAAUCUCAAGUAAACUCACUAAUCCUCGUGCAGACUUAUCAGAUGAUCAUAAAAACCACGUCACGCAGCAUGGAUGGUCUUCUUCAUGCACGUCUGAUCAACAGAAGGUCUCUCUCGAUGCGUGUUGUGAUGCAACUCAGGGACGGAGUUCUUUAUUGGAGGCAUCUCCAGCACUUACCUUCUCAAGAAAACCCAGGAAGUUUGUGUAUCGAGUGCAGAAUUCAGAAAGUAAAAGAAUACACAAUGGCACUGACACUGCGGCUGGAAAACACCUCCAGGAAUCUUCUCAGGAUGCGCAGACAGACGCUGGAGAUUUGAUCCAGCUUGCAGAGACUAAGCAGGAUCAUCCUGCAAGUCUUAACAUGGACCAUGACCUUGAUAUGACUCAGCUUUGCAAAGCAUUUGCAGAGGAUUUCACUCAGGAACUGAACGUGUUGAAAUCGCAUUACAAAAGUGCACCGAACAGUCGUGAGCGUGUCUUAACGCCAACGUGCACGACAAUAGAAAUAGGCGAAACAGAAUCCGUGAUGCAGUGUGAAGGUCAUGUUGACCAUCAGGCAGCAGAAGCCAUCAAUUUGACCAAUAUACAAUCUCACGAGGUCACAGUGUGCGACAGUGGCUAUCCUACGGUUCACUCAGGUUCUGGUUUUAGCCUGGAAACGCCAUCGUGUAGUAGCACCGGACAUCUUCAUUCUGGUUUUAAAACAGCAAAUAAUAAGAUUAUUGUAAUACCUCCUGAAGCUUUAAUGAAAGCCAAAGCAGCAUUAGAUGAAUCCUUAGAGGAUGAGACUCUCACAGGCACUUCAAGUGUAACUGAACCAAUAAACCAGUAUAAAUCUUGCAAACCUGUUCUAGCUGGAGAGAGAAUCCCUUCAGAAAGCUCUCAUCACGGAACAGAACCUUCUGAAAGUGUUUUAAGGUCUGAAGCAGCUGCAGAGAACAUUCCUAACACGUUCAUGCGCCAAACAAGUGAAUCUGGCUUCAGAACAGCAUCGAACAAAAGUAUUACUGUCUCCUCUGCGAAUCUCGAGAAAGCUAAAGACAUUUUCGUGGAGUUGGACGAAGAGAAGUUCGAUUCACGUCUGUCAAAUAACGAGUUGCAGGUCCACAAAGGAAAAGAUGCCAAGAUGUUUAAAUUUGACGUGAAAAGCAGUCGGAAACCUUCACAACGUUCCAGUGGUCAUGAUGACGGGAGUUCGUCUUUGACAGCUUCUCAAAGGGCGGAUGUGACCGAGCUGUGCAGUAUGUUCGAAGAGGCGGGCAGUCAGUAUGAGUUUACACAGUUUAAUCACGCCAAGAUCGGCUCAAAAUGUCCAGACAGCAUGCAGUCUGAGAGAGAAUGGGAUCCUGAGAUCCUUGCUGGUAUUGACUUUGAUGAUAGUUUUAACUGUGAUCUAACUGAGAGGCAGAUGUCAAAAAAACUUCAGUCCAAGGCAGAUGUUAACGCUUCAGUCCCAAACAGGCUGACGAAUGGAGAUGUCGCUAUUCAAAGUGUAAAUAUUAGAAAGCCAUGCCAUAUACCGUGUGAAAUGCCAAAUCCGUCCGAUGACGCUCUACAAGAUAAGCCGUUUUGCUCCGGUUUUAAAACCGCAAACGGAAAUGCCGUGACCAUCUCCGAGAAACAUCUGAACAAAGCAAGAAGCCUUUUUGCAGAUAUAGAGGACACCGAAGGAAACUUUGGUCCUGAGAGUGACCGCAAAGCAGAUACUGUUAAACAAACGGAAAAACAGUCACGUGACCACAAGGACAAGUCUUGCAUGGAAUCAGAGCUUGGACUAAAGCCAGGGUUAAACGUGUGUCACGGAAAUGCAAGCGCAAUAACAAAAGGAGCUGACAUGUGUAGCAAAGCAAAUCUUCAAACACUACAAGGAACCAUAGAUCAGAAGCCAGAUUUAGUUCAGAGCAACAUGGUCAAUUUUGGGUUUAGUACUGCUGGAGGGAAGGAAGUAAAUAUUUCUGAAAAAGCUCUUCAAAACGCAAAGAAGCUUCUAAAUGACAAAGAAACCAAGUAUGAAAAUUCCCCUGCAAAAACAAAAGCCGCGUCUCGGGCUUCAGGACGUAAUUCUUCUAACGUGUUGGCAGACGUACUUCACGAUUCAAAGACGUCUGAUGGAUCCGUACCAAAAGGUGGAAAAGUAGAGUAUUUUGAAAACGGCUCUGACAUAAAACAGACGAUGUGUCCGGCUUCGACUUCUCGAUCCGUGGAGACCAACGGGUUUAAAAUGGCUAGCGGCAAAGGAGUGUCUGUUUCAGCAAGCGCAAUUCAGAAAUCAAAAACCAUUUUCGAUGAUCUUGAUGACAGCCCGAGAAGCUCGGAUGAAACGAAUUCAAAAGAAGAGAACACAAAACUAUGUCUUGAAGGCGAUACAGGCCAGCACAUGUUUGUCAACGGUUUCAAGAUGGCAAGCGGUAAAGGAGUGAGCUUUUCUGUAAAAGCGCUUAUGAAAGCUAAGACGGUUUUUAAAAACCGUGAUCCUGAUCGCGCGGACGUUUCUCAAGUAAAAGGAGACGACACAAGUGUGAUGGAUGACUGUGGCUUCGAGGCAGUUGCGGGAAACAUGGUGCAUUUGCCGGGAAUGGACAGUCUGAACAAAGAGGCUUUAAAGAAAGACUCCACAGAUUUGAAUAAAUGUGUCCAAAGGAAAUUCAGUCAAGGCUCCACUGAGACUCUUCAACCACCAUCUGGCUGUGGUUUCAGGACAGCAAGUGGUGCUGCGGUGACUGUUUCAAUCGAAGCUCUUGAGCAAGCGAGAGCUAUCCGAGAUGAUCCGAGUGCCUCUCCGUCUGGUGAAAGGAGAUUGGAAAUAUCAGAAGAGAAUCGUAUUUCCAAAAACGAGACUCUUAUUUCAGCAAAAACCUGUGGCUUUAGCACUGCAAGUGGAAGGAAAGUUGCCAUUUCUGAGAAAGCCCUCCAGAAAGCAAGCAGUCUCUUUACUGACUGUGAUGUGGACGGAUUGGGACCCGAUCCCUGUAAUUUGUCAGCUGUAGAGACUUCAUCAACAAGUCCUGAGCAUGUAGGAUUACCUUUCAGUGCUUCUAGUAGCAAAACUAUCGCUACGUCAAAGAAGGAGCUGAACCAGGGUAAAGAUGUAUUUGUCAGCUGUGGCAACAUUUCACUCGACACACAGAGCACCGAGAGCCACUUAGCCGUGCAAACCAGGCAUCGUGAAAGCUAUAGUACGAAGAACGAUCGCAUGUCGGCUUAUGCUGGAAGAUAUGAGAUCAUUACGAAUGGAGGCUCAAAGGCCGAUGACUUGGGAUCAGGAAACGUUGGUUUUAGCACAGCCAGCGGAAAAAGUGUUUGUGUGUCGAAGUCGGCCCUCGAGGUAGCUUUUGAGAUGUUCAGAGAUUGUGAUGCCCAGGCAGAUACUAACGGACAGUGUAGAACUACCAACGAAGCUCCGUUUACAAAUCUCACCAAACCACCAGUUGCGCCAAAGACCAGAUCCACUCGUCCAUCUCCCCGAUCGCAGUCCACCCAGGAUAAUCCUUCCCUUCUGAGCCGCCAUUCUUUAAAUCUUGACGGAUGCACUGUAACCCAGCAACAAUAUUUUGAGCAAGAAGCAAUGGCUUGCACGAAAGCACUUUUAGAGGAUGAUCUCAAUAAGAAUGGUUUGUUGACUAGCUUGGACACUGGUAUUAGGCAAAGUCCUACUCAGUGUCCGGACAGAUGCUUAGAGGUAAAUGCAGGAAUACGGAAACGGACUUCAGGCGACCAGAGUUUGACAGGUCAACCCCCUUUGAAAAGAAGACUUGUGUCCGAGUUUAACCAGAUCUCCGAAGACAGAGCAGCCUGUGCGCCGGUGAAAAGCAGCCCCUGUGGGACUCUGAGAGACCGAAGAAUCUUCAAAUACAACUUGAAGCCCAAUAUCACUUAUCCAUCCAGGAAUAUUGUGGACCAAACCUCAGCCAACCCAGAUCACCUAAAAAGGAAACCAUCAGACCCCAAGGCUCCAGUGUUUAUACCCCCGUUUCGAAAAAAUCUUCAGCCUGGUACGCCAAAAGACCGUGUUCCCACAGCUGUGGCCCAAGUUUCUGGUGUGUUUGUUCCACCCAUUAAAAAGAAAGAUGCGUCAGGUAGUGUUUAUGUGAAGGAUUCGCCACAAAUUUCUGGUGAGUCCCCAACCAUCGCAAGCUCUGGUUGUGAAAACGGCAGGAAUCACUCAGCCAGGAAACCAGAAGAGCAGAGAGCAGCGACCGAAACCAAGAGAGAGGAGAACUUGGAGAACCACACCACUGUAUCUUGCGAAACGAAAGUUAUUUGGCAGCAGUCCUUGGAGUUAGCACAAGACAUGCAGAACAUGAGAAUCAGAAAAAAGAAGCGUCAGAGAGUUCGACCUCUCCCUGGCACUUUCUACCUGGCCAAGACGUCCGGGGUGAACAGAGUUUCCCUGAAAGACGCUGUAGGAUACAAGUGUCCUGAGCUACACGCAGAACAACAGCUCUAUCAGCAUGGUGUAUCCUUCAAAGUGUCCCAGAUCACCAGCGAGAAUGCCGAGUCGUUCCAGUUCAGCUGUGAUGAGUUUUUCAAAUGUGAGGUUCUCCGAGAGGCUGGAGGAGUUCAGCUGGCUGAUGGCGGGUGGCUGAUUCCAGAUAACAGGGGAAUGCUGGGUAAAGAGGAGUUCUACAGAGCCUUGUGUGAUACCCCUGGUGUCGACCCCAAGCUGAUAAGUGAAGCGUGGGUGUAUAACCACUAUCGGUGGAUCGUAUGGAAACGAGCCUCCAUGGAACGAGCCUUUCCACAGUUCAUGGGUGGUCGGUGUCUUACUCCAGAGCAGGUGCUCCUGCAGCUCAAACUCAGAUAUGAUGUUGAGGUGGACCACAGUCGAAGAUCAGCCCUGAAGAUGAUUACGGAAAGAGACGACACACCCGCCAAGACCAUAGUGCUUUGCAUGUGUGGAAUUGCCAAAUGUGACGAGAGUCCGGUCCGGUCAGAGGAGGCCAUGAACACCGCAGAUACAAAGCCUGAGUCUCCUGCUGCAGUCAUAUGGCUUACUGACGGCUGGUAUUCCAUUCAAGCACUGCUGGACUUUCCUCUGUCUACCAUGCUGCGAAAGGGCCGUCUCAGAGCGGGCGUGAAACUUCUGAUCCACGGCGCAGAAUUGAUCGGCUCUCAGGAUGCCUGUCCUCCUCUAGAGGCUCCUGAUUCACUCAUGCUCAAGAUUUCAGCCAACAGUACAAGACGAGCACGCUGGGACACCAAGCUUGGCUUCUACAAAGACCCGCGACCCUUUCCACUAUUCCUUUCAUCACUGUAUGCUAAUGGAGGAGUGGUGAGCUGUGUGGACAUCAUCGUGCUGCGGAGUUACCCAACACAGUGGAUGGAGAAAAAGCCAGAUUCAGUCUUUGUGUUUCGCAACGAGCGAGCUGAAGACAGAGAGGCAGCGCGCUACAACAGCACCAAACAAAAGACCAUGGAGCUCCUGUUCUCAAAAAUACAAGCCCAGAUUGAGAAAGAGGAAGAAGAAAAGAAGAAAACCAGGAGAAGCAUGACAUUUAGUCUCCGUGAGAUUAAGAACCUGCAGGAAGGAGAGGAGCUUCAUGAAGCAAUAGAGAGUGAUCCAACAUUUGUAGAGGCCCAUUUAAGCACACAGCAGGUGAAAGCUGUGAGUAGCUACAGACGAGCUCUAACCGAAAGGAAGAGGGCGGAGUUACAGGACCGGGUGCACAAGGCUGUACAGGAGGCUGAGGGAGGCUGCGCUAACAGAGACGUGACUCCUGUUUGGAAACUCUCCAUCUCUGACUCUAAUGAGUUGCACAGCAGACGUGUGUACACACUGAAUAUCUGGCGCCCUUCUGUGGAGUUGCGCUCCUUACUGAGAGAGGGCUGCAGAUACAAGGCUUAUCAUCUGGCCACUUCAGAAACCAAGAAACGCUCUGGCACUUCCAACAUCCAGUUCACAGCCACCAAGAAAACACAGUUUCAGAACAUUGAGGUUUGCCCAGAAUGGUUGAGUCUACAUUUUCCUGCGAGAGAGUCAACAAAAUUCAUAGAUCUUCAGAGCCCUGGAUUCAGCUCUCCAUGUGGAGAGGUCGACGUUGUGGGAUAUGUAAUCACCAUCUUGGACAGACAAGGUACGUCUCCUGUGUUGUACUUUGUGGAUGAAAAGUUUGACUUUGUCUCCGUGAGGAUCUACAGCAGCCUGGCUCUUCUCGCUCUGGAGGACCUGGUAAAGCCAUUAGCUCUACUGGCUGUAAGCAACCUGCAGCUCCGCCAGCAGUCUGGCCCAGUCCCCAGCCUUUAUGCUGGAGAACAAGCGCUAUUCUCGACAAGCCCUAAAGAACCCCAUUUACAGGAAGAUCUUUCUCGUCUGAAGACGUUUGUUGAGGAUUAUGAGCAUUUCUUCAUAGUUGCCGAAGAGAAACUCUCAAACCUGAUUCCAACAGGUUUCUUGAACCCUUGCGAGUCCCUGAGAACUCCAGGUUUGCCAUCCGUGCCAAAACCAAACAUCAGGAAUAAUGUAACACCUCAUCAGACAAGCCGAGUUUUUUCCCCUUUCACGCCAGUGACCAAAGGAACCCCUGUACCCGCUGGAAACUCCGACUCCAAGGACCCGAGGAGUGUAAAAAGGAAGCGUGGUAUGGAGUACCUGUCACGCCUCCAAAAACCAGCACCCCUCGUUCCUCUGGGAAUGGUCCGUUCUCCCAGAGUCAGCAAGACGUUUAACCCUCCCAGGAGGUGCGAGACGCCUCGUAAUCUCCAGACAAUGCCAACUCCACCACCAGAAGAGAAGCAGUGGGUGAAGGAUGAAGAACUGGCCAUGAUAAACACACAAACACUGCUAAAGAGGUAGCUGAUGCAGUAUAGAGUAUCCUGAUGUAAGAUUCCCAGUCCAUUUUGUGGACUAAAGAACAAAAAUGUAAAGGAAUGAAGGGAGGAAGAUGAUGUUCUAGUCUAGCGUUGUGACUGUGACGGUUUUGUUUCUAUAUGGUCCAUAUAUUUCUACUAAAUAUUUUGUACUGCUACUGAGAUGACUUGAAAAUUGCACAAGAGAUGGAUGCUCUCCGUAAUCUUAUUCCUGUAUGCCGUUUUUCCAGUUUCUUAAAAACAAAAAAAAAGAUGAAUAAAUUAUUUAUUUUUUUAUGUA
Neoarius graeffei (lesser salmon catfish) is the source of this 8386-nucleotide messenger RNA. It is a transcript of the gene brca2, whose product is annotated as BRCA2 DNA repair associated. Lineage: Eukaryota; Metazoa; Chordata; Actinopteri; Siluriformes; Ariidae. Bases 179 to 8092 code for a protein of 2637 amino acids. Gene Ontology annotation, biological process: regulation of DNA-templated transcription; double-strand break repair via homologous recombination. The record is from RefSeq and is a predicted model, not a curated record. The transcript is spliced from 27 exons.